AUGAGCCAAGAGGUGAAUCUAACAGAAGGUGAAAUUCUGAUUCAUGACGUUUCCCUCAACGUGGUAGAAGCUACCUGGCGAGCUAAAUGGCUCAUACUCGGGCUUGUGGACAAAGCUGGCAAUGUUGGUCUCGGAGAAUGUUCUGAUUCUGGUACUCCUGACCUCGUACGGGAGCUUGUCAGUUCUCUUGCUGGACGAUUGCGCGGUCGCACUAUAGCAGAAAUUCGUUCGGAUGGCUCUAUGGUCGCUGGAUUUCCCGGGGCAUUGGCGAAUGCUGUUGAUCUAGCACUAUCGGAUCUCAAAGCCAAAGUUACCGGUACGGCACUCGAUAUAUUACCAACAGAGAGAUAUCGUUCCAGGAUACCACUUUACGCAAACAUCAACCGUGCCGAGAGAGACCGUACAUCAGCCAAGUUAGCAGCCCUUGGAGCCCGUGCGGUUGCUGAUGGUUUUCGAGCUGUUAAGCUGGCACCUUUUGAUGAUACCAAUGCAGAAGGUGGCCUAGCUCAUCUACGCGCGCUAAGGGAGGCAAUUGGUACAGAUGUGAAGCUUAUGGUGGAUGCUCAUCAUAAAUUGGCAAUCGAUGAGCAGCUACGAAUUCUUCCACAGCUAGAAGCUUUGAAUGUUGUGUGGCUAGAGGACCCUGCAACUAUAGAUGAUAUUGAUGGUUGGAAAAAGGUUGCCGCAGCCACCAAAAUUCCCCUCGCUGGUGGAGAGCAGGCAAAGAGCCUGGAAGACGUUGAACUACUUCUUUCUUCGGGCGUCUUGUCUGUUGUGCUACCCGAUGCUAGAAUUGCAGGAGUUAAAGGAGCAUAUGAAAUCCUUUUGCGUGCUCAGGAACUCGGGAUUCGAUCUUCCUUGCACAAUCAUCUAGGACCAGUUACGACAGCCGCAAGUCUUCAUAUUGCGGCAGCUGUACCUAACUUUGAUAUCUUGGAAUACGCCUAUGGAGAGGUGCCGUGGAGAGGUGAAAUUCUGACUCCAGAGGAGAAAAUCGUUGGCGCAUCACUUCCUGUUCCAAAUGGUCCAGGACUUGGUGUUAAUUUGUCGGACAAAGCACGACAGUUGCUUUGUACAGAGUCACAAAAGAGUCAAGUAGUGUAG
Penicillium lagena is the source of this 1104-nucleotide messenger RNA. Its product is annotated as mandelate racemase/muconate lactonizing enzyme family protein. Gene Ontology annotation, molecular function: hydro-lyase activity; magnesium ion binding. Bases 1 to 1104 code for a protein of 367 amino acids. Lineage: Eukaryota; Fungi; Ascomycota; Eurotiomycetes; Eurotiales; Aspergillaceae. The transcript has a single exon. The record is from RefSeq and is a predicted model, not a curated record. Gene Ontology annotation, biological process: carbohydrate catabolic process.